This is a messenger RNA of Trichoderma atroviride IMI 206040, 1983 nucleotides long. RefSeq lists its product as uncharacterized. Lineage: Eukaryota; Fungi; Ascomycota; Sordariomycetes; Hypocreales; Hypocreaceae. The record is from RefSeq and is a predicted model, not a curated record.
AUGCAACCCUCUGUGGCAGCCCUGCGAGCCGUCCAGCCUAAAGGGCCGCUGAGCUUCCAGUCCCUGCCCGCACCGCUGCGGCCAUUGGUCCGGGCCUAUCUCCUGGGCUAUGCCUCUGCCGUGGCGCCUCGCCUGUUGACGCUGAUCCUCCAGUUCAUCUCCAAGAGGCGCAAGAGCGCGAGGAAAUACCUGUCCGCCGACAAAGAUGAGCGGUCCUUUAAGGAUUCUGCGUUUCGAAUCUUACGCACCGGCCUGGAUCCGCGACGGUUUCCCACCUUUUGUGCUGCGUUGGUGGGGGGUUCUACGUUACUACAGGAACCUCUGCUCAAGAUCAUCAGCCGUGUUGCCACCCAGCUUGGUGCGGCUUCACAACUCAGACUCGCACGAUGGCUGGCUACUUUCAUAUCGGGAUGGCUCAGCCUCCAGCUCUUACAGUCUAAGCGGACUCACCCUUCAUUGACAGAAGCGGGUUUAGCAUCGGUCCAGCAAGGUCUGGCCGAAGCCGUUCCCAACGGUUAUGGCGGUCGGACGCUUGACCUCACUCUCUUUGCUGUCACUCGCGCUGCCGAUGUCCUCGUUGGCGAGCUGUGGUCUCAGCACCGCGGCCGCCGCAAGGCUACGGAAAAGUGGACGGUGAUUGAGCAAAUCAUUUCACGUAUGACGGACCCGGCCGUGUUUGCUGCCUCGUCGGGCCUCAUCAUGUGGGCGUGGUUCUACUCACCAGACAGCCUUCCUCGCAGCUACAACAAGUGGAUCACAUCUGCCGCCUCUGUCGACCUACGACUCAUCGAAGCUCUGCGGCGAUGCAGAAACGGCGAGCUCAUCUACGGCAAGGAGACUGGCCAGGCACCACUGCUGACGGCCAUGUGCGAAGACUACGGCCUGCCAACAGAAUGGGGUGACCCCGUUACAGAAAUCCCUUUCCCCUGCGGCCUCGUCCAUAUGGGGUGUGGCCCAUCAUGUGAAUAUCAUGCUAUAAGCCGCUUCCUUCGUUCGUGGAAGUGGUCGAUGCUCACCUACCUGCCCCUUGCCCUGGCCCUUCAGCUGCGGAAUCCCAAGCGGAUCGACCUGAUGAAGGCCAUCACCGGCUCUACCCGAUCAUCCACUUUUCUUGCUACCUUCAUCACCCUCUUCUACUACGGCGUGUGCCUAGGCCGCACUCGCCUCGGCCCCCGCAUCCUCGGCAAGGAUAUACCUUCCCGCCAGUGGAUCGAUGGAGGGCUCUGCGUCGGCACCGGAUGCUACCUUUGCGGCUGGAGCGUCUUCAUCGAGAAUGCGGGCAGAAGGAAAGACAUGGCCUUGUUCGUGGCGCCAAGGGCGUUGGCGACGCUGGUCCCGCGUCGGUAUCCCCUGGAGAAGCAGUGGCGGGAGAAGUUGAUAUUUGCGGCGAGCACGGCAGUUGUAUUUACAUGUGCUCUCGAGAAUCCGAAAAGAGUUAGAGGCGUAAUGGGAGGGUUGUUGAGCAUGGUAAUGAGGAAAUAAAAUAAAAAAUAAAGGAUACAGGAGCCUAUGGGGUUUUAUCAUACUGGACUCUGAGAUGUGCAUACGAUAUUCUUUUCUCUUUUUUUCUUUUGUUCAGCAUCUCUUUUUUGGGAUAUUUACAUUUAGAUGAGGUGCACAAGCAAAUUGUUUGUUAAUGGUUGUAUGGAUGAUAUUAAUUUUUCUAUUUUUGUAUUAUAAUGAGAAAGAACAACUCAGAACUUCCUUCAUGCUCAUGAUUCGUUUCCCGUAAACGAUGCUUCACUAAAAAAAAGACAACACUGAGCUACUUCAUCCAAGCCACCAAGAGACAACCCCGAGCACAAAAAUGCAAGUCAGAAUAUCCGUCCUCACAGUCGUAAAGAUCUGGAUGUAACGCUGCCCAAUCUCAAUGUACCCCCGAUACGGCUGCGGCAAGUACGAAAUAGCCGUCGCGAUAAACCCCGUAGCAUUGGUACUCUUCUUGUCGAGGAACAGCCUCGUCGACAACAGCAAGACCUCGGC